Messenger RNA from Effrenium voratum, 510 nucleotides. Lineage: Eukaryota; Dinophyceae; Suessiales; Symbiodiniaceae. The record is from the annotation of a GenBank genome assembly.
AUGAGAUCUACCCGCAGCGAGCGACAGAUCUCAGGCACCGCGCGGAUGCGCCGGGAGGACCUGAACGCGGUGAAGCCGCUCCGGCCAUUGGGGGCCCCGCCGGGCUCCGGGGGGCCCGCUGCCCGGCGCCGCUUAGAGCAGAGCCCCGUGACCGCCUUCCUGCGGGAGCUGAACUUGGGGCAGUACGCCGAGGUGAUGAGGGACCACGGCUUCGACGACCUGGAAACGCUGAUAUGCAUCGAGGAGCCGCACAUGCGCGAGAUGGGGAUGCCGGCCGGACACAUCGUGAAGUUGAAGAGGAGCUUGAAAGAGUGCGGCGAGGUCACGGUGCCCCGUACGUUGCAGAGCAAGGCCUUCCAGCCGUGCAACACCUCCAUGACGGCGGCGCAGCUGAGCUGGCAGCAGGUCAAGGCUUUGGGCACUGACGUGGUGGGUGGGCUCUUCUACAAGAAGUUCUUCCAGAUCGAGCCCAAGGCCAAGGCCCUGUUCCCCUCGGUGCGGCUGCGCUAG